Clonostachys solani is the source of this 2028-nucleotide messenger RNA. NCBI's taxonomy places the organism in Eukaryota, Fungi, Ascomycota, Sordariomycetes, Hypocreales, Bionectriaceae. The record is from the annotation of a GenBank genome assembly.
AUGGUUGCGCGGCGAGAAGCCUGGCCUAUUGAAAGGGAAUAUCUGACGUUGGGAGGGGAUAAUCCUCCAACUACCAUGGCACCUGAUUUGAAAAGCCACGAUGACAAGGAUCAGUCUCUUCAACAGAUCAGCCGGAGUCAUCGCGCGUCGAUCGUGUCGCAGCUCGUGGCCAUCAGCGGUCGGAACAACCAGGUGCAAAACUCGAAGUAUCGCUCCUUCGUUAAUAGGCUCCACUGCCUUGAGCCCAGAGACUCAAAGCUACAUCGUCGCACAAUUAACGCUUUUCGUCAGCGCCAGUAUGUCGCGCUGUCGUACACCUGGAAAGCGUCAGAGGAUGAAGACCCCAGUAGUGGCGAUUACUCUGUUGAGGAUUGGGACAGCAAGUCGCUGAUACGCUCAGGGGUCCGCAACUGCGUCCUUGACCGCGUCUUGACGUACAUGCGCCACGCCGAUGUUGGCUAUCUCUGGAUCGACAUGCACUGUAUUCGCCAACAUCAUUGCGAAGUUGAUUUUUGCGUCCGGCACACCAAUUGUCUGGAGAAGCAGGACGCAAUACAAGCCAUGGACCUUGUGUAUCAAUUGAGCGAGCAUCCUGUUGCGCUUCUAGGGCGGAAGCUCAAGAAUACAGCCGAGCUACACCUUCUUGCAAAGAUCCUCUCCGGCAUCCUUGUCAACUACGGGUUCAAACUAUCAGCAUCGACUAGUGUUGAUACGGCACGGGGAGCUUUGGUACUGUUGAGCGACAUCACACGAGACGUUUGGUGGCGUCGUGCUUGGCCGUUUCAGGAAAACUAUCGUGGAGCAACACGGAUGUUGUUGAUGAUCCAUCAUGACCACUUUCUAGAGCGACAAAAGCUCCGGUAUAAAGUGUUUGGGAAGGUACCCGGCGAGAUGUGUAUCGCAUCUGUUAGGUUCUCAAUAAAGGCAACAAAAUUAUGUCUAACGCUCAGAGAAGCCACAUGGCUGACGUCGCUGGACGAGGAAAGACUCGAAAGCGUAUUGCGUACAGCAGGACGAUACACCCUCAUGCUGGAUGGCUCAAGCCCUAUGACCCCAAGGUUGAUCGCCGAUAUCGAAACGAGAGAAAUAUCUCAACCAUGGGAUAGGCUUGCUAUCACAGCAAACUGCUGCCAGUUCCCCAUAAGGCUCAUGUACAGUGCAAUCAGCCGACAAAGUCUUAGCUUAUCAAUCCUAGCCAUGUGUCUCCUCAAUGGCGAGAUCCUGGACAAUGACAGAACCAAUGUAACCUCAGUUACAGAAAAGACAACAUUGAAAUUUCUCGACCUCAUGAUGUUUAAAGACUUUCAUGCACCAGAGGACCACGAUCGAUGGCUGACAUUCAAUAAGGGCUGUCGGCUGGUAGACGUAGAGUUAACGCCGGGCGGCGUUGUAACAAGCGGUCAUCUUUGGAAGCUGGGCCGUGUCAUCGAUCCAUGGAUCCCUCGACGCAAGCUACCUCGGACAAGGUGCGCGAGAGGACGACUGAGCUUGGUUCAGCGAAGGCGGCUGCUGCGACUUGUUCAUUGCCUUCGGAAAGUGGGCCACAUAUGGCUCGCCAGCCGGAUGGAGGGGUAUCUGGCCACAGACGCCAUGGCACGGGGGGCCUACAAAUCAUUCAAAGAGAUGUACUUACAUACCAUGGCUGCUGAGCUGGCGAAUGCGAUCCGAGAUCGUCGGAAGUUGAAGCUCGGCAGCAUUUGGAACCCGACAGGGCAAACCGCAUCCUAUCAUGCGAUCUUCGUGGAUGAUACUAAGUGUCUCAACAGAGCGAAUCUUCUGUUUCCAGAGUUUGCCUUUACUUCAGCGCGGCAAGGCGAUCUCGGCUCACUGACCCAUGAAGCCAACGACAUUGACCGGCAUGUGUCAUUGCUGGUGGAGCUUGAGCAGCCGUCGGGCAAUACUCAUAUACCUCACCUCCGUAUCAAAAAUUGGCUGCUCGGGAUGUGCUUUUUCGACGGAUAUCCUCGGACCAAGGUUGUUUUUCCCUGGCCGCAAAAUCUGCUUGCUGUAAAGCCACAUAAGGUCUAA